Molecule: messenger RNA, 1922 nt
Organism: Mustela lutreola (European mink)
Lineage: Eukaryota; Metazoa; Chordata; Mammalia; Carnivora; Mustelidae
Gene: TMIGD3
Product: transmembrane and immunoglobulin domain containing 3
Exons: 8
Coding region: 471-1100 (209 amino acids)
Cellular component (GO): plasma membrane
Molecular function (GO): transmembrane signaling receptor activity
Source: RefSeq, a predicted model, not a curated record
UUGCCAGAUGCUUGGGUACUACCAAUCUUGGACCACUUGGAGUAAAUAUUUGACUGAUUUGUUUGUUUUUGGAACAUGGAGGAAAUCUGAAUUCAGGCCCCAAACUUAUCUGGGGUCUCACAUGUGGUUAAAAAUUCACAAAGGAGAUUUUGGAUCCCGUACCAAAUACCUCAACGGAUAUUAUUAUUUCUUACUAUAUUCUUUUGGGAGGAGAAAACUGAGUUUGUGAAGGGAUAGAAAUACAGCUACACAGUUACUCACCUGUCAUUUCAGAAGGCUGGCUGCAGUUCUCUCCAAGAAUAAAUCCCAAGAAGUUUCAUGGUGAAAUAAACAGAAAUCUGCAAGUAAUAUUUUGGAUAAAACCACUUGAAGCUCAAAGAUCUCAAUUUCCCUUAAUCAGAUCCAGGAUUCCUGAGACCCCUGGGAAUGGUUUAUCAUUCUAGUUGAAGGCUGUUCACUUCCUUCCAGUCAUGGGGUUCUUCAUUCUGCUCAUCUUGACUGUCUUUUCAGAGGCUAUGGUCAUGGAUGAAAAGGUGAAGGAGAGCUUUGCGCUGGACACAACUUCUGCCACCUGCAGCUACAAUGCCCACUAUAAGGACCACCCCAAAUAUUGGUGCCGAGGCUACUUCCGGGACUACUGCACCAUCAUCGCCUUCACACCCAACAGGACGGACCGCAUGGCCCUGAGAGACACGGGAAGCCAGCUCAUCAUCACUGUGUCCUGCCUGACCAAGGAGGACGCGGGCUGGUACUGGUGCGGCAUCCAGCGGGCCUUUGCCAGGGACGACAUGGAUUCUACCGAGCUGGUGGUGACUGACAGCACGGGAGGCCUGGCCCAUGAUCUCUGGUCUGGGAAAGGCCUGUCAGGCAACAAGACCAGAAGCUGCAAGGCAUCCAGAGUGGUCCGCAAGGCCGAUCGCUCCAGGAUGUCCAUUCUCAUCGUCUGCAUACUGAUCACGGGCUUGGGGUCCAUCUUUAUAAUCAGUCAUUUGUCCAAAAGAAGGAGAAGCCAAAGGAGUAGAAGGGGUAGAAUCCUCACUAGAAGCCAGAAAACCAGUCAAGCUUCUUUUGUGAUCCCCACACCUCUGACAAGUCACUGAAGCCCUCCUCCUGUGUCCUGACUCCAUAGAAAAUAGCUCAUGCUGAACAGAUGUGACUGAAGAUUUAUUUAGUUUAUGACUUAAGUGAUGCUACAAUAAAGUUGUCAUGACAACCGACCCCCACCUUGUGGGAACCGAUUGUGAUCUCUCAGGUGUACUGCAGGACCCUCUGACUUGGCAGUGAUUGCUUGCUGCUAGCUGAGAACAGCAGGUGCAGGUGAAGAAAAGGGGCAAAACCUGGCUCAGAGGGCCAGGAGAUCACUUGUGUUUUCUUGGUUCGCCAAUAAACUCCUGACUGGUGUUGAAUGGACUCUCAGGUAUGACUAACCUCUCCUGGGAUAUCCCUGGAAGUAUGUUUCCGGGAAAAUUUCAAGCACAAUAUUGCGAUAUUUAUUUCUGCAUUGGUAUUACCUGCUAUCAGAAGAAGGGGUAUCGGCCAAACCAGCAGGUGUCAGGUUUUCUUGGGGGAAAGAUUGUCCCCUCUGGGACAUUGUCUGCAGACUGAAUGGAGGCCGCUCUGGAUCAGUCAGAAACCAAGGUGUGGUGAGUGAAAUAUUCAGUCACAUCAGGAAGCACAAAUCAAGAUGGAGGGAGGCAUCGGGAGCUGUGGGUACAAGGGAGGCUGUACUGUCCGAAAUGCCAGAGCCACCUGCAUGUCUGCACCUUCUCUCCCCAUGUGAAGUCUUCCCUGCUAUUUCAGGGAGUUUCAGGAGCUCCCCAUCACUGCCUCUGCUGCCCCUCACAAUCCUACAGGUUUGUUCUAAUUCCACGAAUGAGGGUUCCAGAGACUUUUCUUCUUCCCUUCCCUGGCAAAGACCUUUU